Molecule: messenger RNA, 861 nt
Organism: Phytophthora sojae
Lineage: Eukaryota; Oomycota; Peronosporomycetes; Peronosporales; Peronosporaceae
Exons: 4
Molecular function (GO): carboxylic ester hydrolase activity
Source: RefSeq, a predicted model, not a curated record
ACCAACCAGGUUUGCACGUUCUACGGGUUCAUCGUCGAAGAGAACGCCGAGAUUUUACCCGUGGACCAGCCAGAGCCGCAGCCCGUGCGCAAAAUGGAGUUUAUUGGCGACUCGGACACUUGCGGUUUCGGCAACGAAGGCAAGGCCAGCAGCGCGAAGAACCUGUUCGGUAUGAAAGGACGGAUGGAGAACGUCUACAAUGGCUACGCGUGUAUCGCCGCGCGCAUGUUUGAUGCUGAAGAGCACGUGCUUGCGUGGAGCGGUAAGGGCGUACAUAGCAAUUCUGCAGAUUGGGGCCCCAACAUGCCGGCUCUGUGGAAGAACACGCUGGCAUCUCGGCCCGGUGACUGGGAUAUGUCCAGCUGGAUACCUGAUGUCGUGGUAAUCAACCUCGGCAUCAACGAUCUAUCGCCGCCUGCAUCUGCGGAGACGGACAUUAUCACAGGCUACGCUUCGUUUCUGCUGGAAGUACGCUCUUAUCGGCCGGACGCACAUAUAUUCUGCGUCGUGUACGACGACGGCUGCAUCAGCUCGGAGGACUCGGAGACCAACCGCAAGUUCGUGUCCCUGCAGCUGCAGGAGAUUAUUAAGGUGGCCAUCUCCAAGGUCAGCAAGCACGACGACAAGAUGCACUACACCUUCAUCAAGGUGGACGAAGGUCUCGACAAGGAAGACUACGCGUCCAUGAUGCACUACGCCGUGAGCGGCCACGUCAAGAUCGCCAAGGUGCUCGCCGAAGAGAUCGCGCUGCGCACAGGAUGGAGCGUAGAGCACGAGCCAGAGACGAUGCCGUACCCGCAGGCCAAGGACCAGAUCCUCACGCCUCGAGACCACUCCAAGACGUCCUGUACGGUGUCCUAG